AUGAGAAGUUUAGAUUGUUGGCCCAUACAAAUGGAGAACCCCUAUAAAGAGCCUCCUAAAAGAUGCAUCUUAUGUGGAAUAAAUGUAGACUACAAGAAUGUGCAGCUUCUUUCCCAGUUUGUUUCUCCGCAUACUGGCUGCAUUUAUGGCAGGCAUAUAACAGGCUUGUGCAACAAGAAGCAGAAGGAAAUUACAAAAGCCAUUAAAAGAGCUCAUGUAUUGGGAUUUAUGCCAGUUAUGUACAAGCACCCAUCAUUCCUCACAGACCCCAAGAUAUGUAGUAUCAAGUAUCCAGAGUAA
This is a messenger RNA of Chaetura pelagica (chimney swift), 300 nucleotides long. RefSeq names its product mitochondrial ribosomal protein S18C (gene MRPS18C). Gene Ontology annotation, biological process: mitochondrial translation. NCBI's taxonomy places the organism in Eukaryota, Metazoa, Chordata, Aves, Apodiformes, Apodidae. Gene Ontology annotation, cellular component: ribosome; mitochondrial small ribosomal subunit. The coding region runs from base 1 to 300 and encodes 99 amino acids. The transcript has 5 exons. Gene Ontology annotation, molecular function: small ribosomal subunit rRNA binding; structural constituent of ribosome. The record is from RefSeq and is a predicted model, not a curated record.